Messenger RNA from Syngnathoides biaculeatus (alligator pipefish), 1666 nucleotides. It is a transcript of the gene atcaya, whose product is annotated as ATCAY kinesin light chain interacting caytaxin a. The transcript is spliced from 12 exons. NCBI's taxonomy places the organism in Eukaryota, Metazoa, Chordata, Actinopteri, Syngnathiformes, Syngnathidae. The record is from RefSeq and is a predicted model, not a curated record. Gene Ontology annotation, cellular component: cytoplasm. The coding region runs from base 391 to 1410 and encodes 339 amino acids. Gene Ontology annotation, biological process: apoptotic process.
AGCUUGAUGGACAGUAAAAGAGCACAAAUGUGAUGAAACAGAACGCUCCUCUUCACUCCUCCCCCCUCCAUCACGGAAAAGGAAAAAGAGAGCAGGUGGGGCGCUCUUUGUGAAUGGUCUGUGGAUGGUCAUGUGAUGCAGCAGCAGUCACAGAUCCAAAACAUAACAUCGCCAUAGGUGAAAGAGUGUCAGAUUUUAGUGGAAGGGAGAAAGAGAAGGAAUACGGCUGUGGCAAGAUGCUGUAUUUAAUUGGCCUCUGAGAGAUGCUCUGUAUGAAACUGAUGAAGGGAAGGCAGGGGAUGAAUGAGAAAAUGAUAAAGGUCCAAGUGUGUAGAACAACAUACUGAUUUGACAUCACUUUUGGAAAGACUUCUACCUGAGUACGGAGACAUGGACUCUUCUUGUGGCCUCACAGACAACAGAACGUCUCCUCCCAACUCCCUGAAUGUGAGCUCACCUGGAGGAGGUGCAGCCAUGUCAUCUUCACACCAUACAAGGCGUACGCUGGUUGCCCCCGAGAUGAAUCUGUCCCUGGAUAAAAGUGAGGGAUCUCUGCUUUCGGAUGACUUCCUGGACACACCUGAUGACCUGGACAUCAAUGUGGAUGACAUCGACACGCCAGAUGAGACAGACUCAUUGGAGUUCAUCACCACUGGCAAUGACCUGGAGUGGGAAGAUGACACCCCAGUGGCCUCGGCCAAAGCAGGUUCAACUGGUGCUUCGGGAGACUUGGAUGAGGAAGGAAAUGCCAACAAUGGACGCCUCUGGAGGACCGUGAUCAUAGGAGAACAGGAGCACAGGAUUGACAUGCAGAUUAUCCGACCAUACCAGAGAGUCAUCACCCAUGGGGGUUAUUUUGGGGAGGGCCUGAAUGCCAUCAUUGUUUUCUCUGCGUGCUACCUACCUGACAGCAGCAUCCCAGAAUACCACUACAUCAUGGAAAACCUUUUCCUGUAUGUGGUGAGCAGUCUGGAGAUGUUAGUAGCUGAAGACUACCUGAUCGUUUAUAUGAAUGGAGCCACCCCCAGGAGUAAAAUACCUGGAAUUAGCUGGCUAAAGAAAUGCUACCAGAUGAUUGACAGAAGGUUAAGAAAGAAUUUGAAGUCUCUGGUCAUUGCUCAUCCUUCCUGGUUCAUCCGCACUGUAGUGGCUAUAUCCAGGCCAUUUAUCAGUGUGAAAUUCAUGAAUAAGAUCCAGUAUGUUCACAGCUUAGAAGAACUGGGCCUACUGGUCCCCAUGGAACACAUACAUGUACCGGAAUGUGUUACGCAGUUUGACGAGGAGCGGAUUAAAGCUCGUAAAGAAAGGAUGGAGCAAGAGCAGAGGCAGCAGCAGCAGUCAGGCCCACAAGAACCAGUUAACAAAAAAUCAGAGAGACCAAAGUCAAUGUCUGUCGAGCAAGGAAUAUGAAAAGGGAAGAACUCUGUGAAGAAAGCUCUGUCCCACGUGGAGCAUGCAUCCCUUCAUUGAAACUUCACAGAGGCAGUGACCCAAUCAGUCUAUACGUGCGUCUUUUUUUGCUCAUCAUUUUUUGAUCACAGUACUGUGGCCAAUGCAACAUCUCAUCUUUGACUCGUUUUUGACGAGAGGGGUGCAUUUGCAAACGAGAUCGCUGUUCCCUUGAACUUUAUUGGACUUUAAUGUUGGGAAAGCCUCACGCUGAGCA